Messenger RNA from Drosophila bipectinata, 4975 nucleotides. Its product is annotated as protein FAM135A. The record is from RefSeq and is a predicted model, not a curated record. NCBI's taxonomy places the organism in Eukaryota, Metazoa, Arthropoda, Insecta, Diptera, Drosophilidae.
AUUUUCCCGGUACGGACGUGCGUUGUACGGCGGAAAUUCUCAAACACGUUGCUGGCAACACGGGGCUAGUAGAUAAAAAAAAGUAUCAGCAGAGAAUCACAAUAAUUCCGUUCGGUUGUUGCGGUUUUCGGUUCGCAACUUAAUUUCAUUAGCCACCGGAAAGAGCGCGAGGAAAUGUCAGCCGUCAAGCAGCCGUGAAAAUAGUUACCCGCAAAUGGCCAAAUAAAGAAGCAAGAGCCAAUGAACUUGCUAAAAACUUGAACUAACCACAAAAAGGAGGAGCCGAAGGAGGAGUAGUCGAAGCCGGAGGAGGAGGAGAAGCAGGGCCAGGGUCAGGGUAUCAUGGGCGACUUACAAGCCACCAUCGAGUUCUCCGUCGAGCUGCACAAGUUCUUCAAUGUGGAUUUGUUUCAGCGCGGGCUCUACCAGGUGCGUUGUGGCCUUCGAGUCUCGCCCCGUCUGCCCGUUCAGGUGGAGACCAGCAUACCGGAAACGAACGGCCCCGGUAAAGCAAACGGACACGCCAACGGACCCGGAUCCGCCACCGACCAUGGCAGCGACAGCAGCGACCGGGGUGAGCAGUUGUCGCCGGGGGAGGUGCCACCCCUGGGCGGAUCCUCCCUGGCGGGCAGCUGCUCAUCCGCCUCGGUUAUCAACGGGAGCGGCGCCUCGCGUAUAUUUCAGAUACUCUACCGCAACGAAGAGGUUCCGCUGCGCGACAUCAUCCAUUUUCGCAGCCACUUGCUGGUUGACAGUCGUCACCUAAAGGAGUCCAUUGAACGGGCCGAGUUUUCACUGCAACUGGAGCUCUGGUUUGGGGAGCAGAACGGCGUAAGCAAUGGAAGCAGCGGAAUGGGUGGCAGUUACUCGGGCGCCACUUCCUCCACUCUGACACUGGCCUCUACGAGGAACCUGCAGCUUAACUUUCAUCCAGGACGUGGCCUUCACUAUCAUCUGCCGGUGCUGUUCGACUAUUUCCACUUGGCGGCCAUCAGUGUGGGCAUUCACGCCAGUCUCGUGGCUCUCCAUCAGCCUUAUAUCAAGAAAAGCAUGUUCUCGUACAUGAAAUUCUGUGCCCCUCGGAGUUCAAAGCCUUGGAGUGCCGGAAAGUUAAGCUGUAGAGGAAAUACCUCGCCAGGACCUUUGGAGGCGGUGUUCUUUGGACCCCAAAUAGGCGGCACCACCAAAUGCAGUGGCGGUCCUGCCGGCCGGUUGCUUCAAUCCAGAGCUAUUCACCGAGAGAUCUGCUGCCUGCUCCUGGGCGCCAUCGAACAGCUGAAAGCCACUUUGAAUGAGUUCAGUACAGUGUUACCUCCAAGCAUAAACUCCCAGAUCGGCUCGCCGCCUUUGAGAGAAAACGAUACCGCCGAGAGGUUGCAACUUUUACUGGAUCAGGCCAAGCAGCUAGAGGCCGAGGAGGACUUUGCGAUUCGAGCCAACUCCGACAUAGCCCAGCUGUGUGCGGAGAGUAUCUUCUGGUGGCGACGCGUCCUCCUGGCCUCCAGAUCCUCGACAGCUGUGCACACGCUUCUGGCCCGGAAGCAUCACAUCCUGAGAGUGCGGCGUUUUGCGGAGGGUUUCUUUGUGCUGGAACAGCCGCGUCAUGCCGCCGCCGCGGGUUGCCCGGAGCAGGCCAAUGGUUCACCCUCUCCAGGACAUUGUCAGGGCUAUGUGGCCAUUGCUGAGUUGGCCCGAAGGAGUCGCUACCUUCAGUCCCUGCCACCCCUGCCCGUCCACUGCACCCCCAUUGAUGGAGAUGCCUCGUCGCUGCCUCUGAUUUUUGAGGAUCGUUAUGUUACGUCCGGGAGUGGCUACAACCGACGAAGAUCCGGCAGUGAUACGCAGUUGGAGGAAACGAUUUCAGUGGGUGGAUGCCAGAAGCAGAAGGUGGACAAGACCCACUCCAGCAGCAGCUUGAAUGGGAUUAAGGACUGCCUGGCCUGCCACUUCGAUUACGAUUAUCCGCAGACGAAUGGUUCUGGGCCGGCACAUCCGCAUGCCAAGUGUGUGGUCACUCCGCGAUUCGCUCUGGGCGGGGAAGUGCUCCAGGCGAGUCUCACCAUAGCUCCCAACAAGGAGCUACCUCCUCCCGCUGUGGUUACUGCUCCCAUCUCUGCGGCACUGCGUCACAACCUGUCCAGGCACUCCGUAACGGGUCUAUUGGAGGAUCUCGGCCUGGACACUAGCCUUCCGGCCAGGCACAGCAAGUCCCUGGACCAGUUGGAUGGCUGCGAAGGAUUGCCCACCAAUCAGCCUCCUCCUAACAGUAAUCACACCCUGCCACGACUCCAGGCUGAUGAUUUGAUGAGGAAUAUCUGUGAAUUCCGACAGCGUUAUGGAAAGUUCGAUUACCUGCACGAGAUCAAGCUGCUGAAUCCUCCCAAGCAACAGCAGCCAGCGCCACAGCAGCAACAUCAGUCGCAGCAGUGCUCCAAUGGCUACAACUCCCUGCCCAAGUCGAUGGUGCCGCCGAGGAACUCGUAUCCCCCGCCGCCUCCUAGUCAGCACACCACCAUGCCCCGAAGCAGCUCCUCGCAAAUCCCUCGAGCCGUGGAAAUCGCCAGAGUACGAGUGUCGGACAUCAAGGAGAUGCUCCGCCAGGGUCAGUUAAGGAAGGAGUCCAGCAGCUCCGAGAGCGACAUGAUGCAGAAGCUCCAGAUGCUGAGCUCCAACAGUGUACCCUUCCGCUUGGAGGGUGCCGGGAACGGGACUAGCAACAACAACACCACCAGCAGUGAUCCCAACACAAGCGGUUUCAGCGAAUCCCUGCCCAAUCUGGCUCCUCCGCCAGAAUUCGAUUCGGACUCGCAGUUGAGGCGGCAGCGAAGCAACUCCACAUCCUCGUUGAGCGAAGAGAGUGGCUGGGUGAGCAGCCGGAGGAGCUCGUUGGCCAUUUCCAGUCCAGACACCAUCACAAGUACGGGUCUAAACAACCGCCAGAGACACACCCAACUCAAUCUAGGCAUGGGCAUGGCCAUGGAGACGCGGCUGAACGGGGAGCAGUUAAGAUUGCGCCUCCAGAAGGUACUCGAGCAGCAGCAGCUCCAGCAACAGCAUCCUCACAAGACCCGCAAGCGGCAGGCAGCUGGAUCCUCUAGUCAGAGCCGUACUCCGGCACGGCAGCAGGCGCCACAGCCAGAGGUGCACAAGAAGAUCUCCUCGGUCACUGUGAAUGUGAAGAGGGAGCGCUCUCGCUUCCAUCUGGAUAGACUGCGCCACCUGCCCAAUGGGGAAUCCACGGAGGUGGAGGAAAUGGAGCCGCCGCCCCGUAGAAACCGACACAAGACUGCCUCGGCUGGCAGGUGCGAGAAAUCCAAAUCAGAUUUUGAUAUCACGAGCAUGAAGGAUAUGCAGCCGCUGGAUGCGGUGUGCCUGCCGCCUCCUCAACAGUUUCAGGACCAAGAACAGGAACUGCCCAUGACCCUGGCUCCGCCCCCACCGGAUGAAUUCCGGGAUCCACCACCAGAACCAGCACCCAUAGCUCCGAUAGCUACUCCUGCUCCGCUGCCAGUUGCUGUCCCUGCAUCACAACCGCCCUCCGGAAAAGCCAAAGUAAUCGCCUGUCACUUGCCACCACCUUUGAAGGAACGCCAGCCAGUGGGUGCCAUUGACAAUCCAGUGUACCACAUCUACGAGUCACUGCGUCCCAUCUCCACGCCAGCCAUAUUCAGCAACAAGCCCGUUUUAAAAUCGCAUAGCUUGGCGGAACUGAAGAGACCCCAGAACCUGCAGAACCUUCAAAACCUGCAAACUCCUCAGAGUCAUCAGUGCAAGUCCCAUGCUGUAAAUGGUAAUGGAUUAGAAAACGGCAUGGAUCCAGAACCUGAUGAAAACAAGGAGAACUCCAAUGCCCAAGUGAGGAGCAGCAAACAAAGUUCCGCAUCUAAUACCAACUCCAAGCACAAACGAAAGGGUCAGGUAAACGGAGGUUCCUCCGCCGUCCAGGAGGCACCGCCCAGCAUAUCGCUCUUGGAAUUUGAGAAAUAUCGUGAAGAGUUCCGGAAACAGAUCAAAUACCAGGGUAGCAUCUACUCGGAUUACGUCCAGUUGGCCUCUGAGUUGCCGUAUUUCUACAUCAGCGAUGAGUAUCGAGCUUUUUCCCCGAACGGAAUGCAUUUGGUGAUUUGUGUCCAUGGAUUGGAUGGGAAUUCGGCGGACCUUAGGUUGGUGCGGACCUAUCUGGAACUGGGAUUGCCUGGCGUUAAUCUGGAGUUUCUCAUGUCCGAGAGGAAUCAGGGAGAUACCUUCUCGGACUUCGACACAAUGACUGAUCGGCUGGUAACCGAGAUACUCUACCAUAUCGAUAGCUGUGGUCUGAAUCCAGCUCGCAUCUCAUUUGUGGCCCAUUCCCUGGGUACUAUCAUAGUUCGAAGUGCAUUGGCCAGGCCGCAGAUGCGCCCGCUGCUUCCCCGGCUCCAUACCUUCCUCUCCCUGUCGGGACCCCAUCUGGGCACGCUUUACAAUACCAGUGGUUUAGUGAAUAUGGGCAUGUGGUUUAUGCAAAAGUGGAAAAAAUCAGGAUCCUUGCUGCAACUUUGCAUGCGCGAUACCACCGACAUGCGGAAUAGUUUCCUCUACAGACUGAGUCAAAGGAGCACCCUGCACCACUUCAAGAAUAUCCUUCUCUGUGGCUCCAGCCAGGAUCGUUAUGUUCCAGCCCAUUCCGCACGAUUGGAACUCUGCAAGGCUGCCUUGAGAGAUAGCUCCACCCUGGGAACUAUUUACAGGGAAAUGGUACAAAAUGUAAUUGCUCCGAUAUUGGCCAGACCGGAACUGACUCUAGCCCGUUUUGAUGUUCACCAUGCUCUCCCGCAUACGGCAAAUACCUUGAUUGGUAGAGCUGCUCAUAUUGCUGUCCUGGAUUCGGAAUUAUUCAUCGAAAAAUUUAUGCUGAUCGCAGGAUUAAAGUACUUUAGUUAACUGGCAUAUUAAGACCCCUAAAGAACCAACUUGACAUUUUUAAAAAUUAAAUAGU